Messenger RNA from Metarhizium acridum CQMa 102, 774 nucleotides. RefSeq lists its product as uncharacterized. The record is from RefSeq and is a predicted model, not a curated record. NCBI's taxonomy places the organism in Eukaryota, Fungi, Ascomycota, Sordariomycetes, Hypocreales, Clavicipitaceae.
AUGACACAGAAAACUUGGUUUCUGCCACCCGACUUCACUUUCCGACCGGAAGGCGAAAUACGGUUGGGAACAAUCCUCAAAGACCCAGGGAGACCGACUCUCAGCAUAACAACCGUCGGUCCAAAUGAAACGCCAAGUCUUGUUCUCCCCGAAGUGGAGUAUCUGAUUGAGACUGCCCAUAGGCACGGCACCGAAGCGAACCAGUCUAUAAAUGCCGGAUUCUUUGCGAAAUUUGUCGAACUGGCUACAGGCUCGGGGAAUGUUGACGUUGCCCGCUUCCUUGACCGAACAUUUGGUACUGUUGACCAUGUGGUGCAUCAGUUCAGUGGUGCUUUGAGCCCAGCCACUGUCAAGGCGAUUGUCAACCUCGACCAAGUGAAGAAGUACGUCAAUGGUGGCAAAUUCGGCUGGGCCAGGAAGCGGCCGGUGUACAUAGUGUCUGGACUACGCAUUGCCAAGGACUCAUUCAAGGUCAGCAAUGAGGCUGCAUUGACUUCGUCCAUCUCCGUUGAGGCAUCCGUGAUUCCUGAUUUGACUGGAGCACCUGUGCCCCGUGAAAUAGGGGUGAAUAUGGAAGCCAGCAGUGACAAGAGGACUUCGAAUAGUUACAACACGGCCGCAGGUAUCGUAUUUGCUUACAGGAUGCACGUGAUACGCACUGCUUCUUGUGGCCAGGUUGAAUCGGAGUUAUUUUCAUCUACGACGGCCUUUUGUACGGGCUCCGGAGGGGGCGACAAAGAGCCGGAUAUAGAGUGCGUGGAGGUAAUAAGCUAA